AUGGCGAAAGCACUUGCAAGGGAAAUGCGCUUGCCUCCUCUACCAACUGUGAGGGAUCUUUUGCGGCUUUAUAAGAUAAGAGCAGCGAAAAAGUUAUCACAGAAUUUCCUCUUGGAUCCGCGCAUCAUUGAACGAAUUGUAAAAGUGUCUGGUAAUUUGAAUGGUGCUCAUGUGUGUGAAGUUGGACCAGGUCCAGGUGGCAUUACAAGAGCCCUCCUAAGUGCUGGAGUUGAGAAAAUCUUGGUCAUUGAGAAGGAUGCAAGGUUCCUCCCUACUUUGGAAAUGUUGCGAGAAGCUGCAGGUGGUCGUAUCCAUAUCAUCAUGGGAGAUGUAUUAUCGUACAAUAUGGAAAAUGCCUUCCCUAAAGACAUGAAAAAAGCCUGGGAAGAAGAAACCCCAGCCAUACAUCUCAUAGGCAAUUUACCAUUCAGUGUCUCCACACCACUCAUCAUCAGAUGGAUGAAGUCUGUGUCAGCUCAAAAUAGUGCCUGGACUUAUGGAAGAGUCCCAAUGACGUUAACUUUUCAGAAAGAAGUUGCUGAAAGAAUUUGUGCCCCUGUUUCUUCUCCCCAGCGCUGUAGGCUGUCUGUGAUGUGUCAGUACUUAUGUGAUGUCAAGCAUAAGUUCAACAUACAGGGUGGUUCCUUCAUCCCUGCUCCUAAAGUUGAUGUUGGAGUGGUGCAUUUAACACCACGAAAGAGUCCUAUCAUCAGUCUGCCUUUUUCUCUCAUUGAAAAAGUUGUCAGAUGCACAUUUCAUAUGAGACAAAAGGAAUGCCAUCAUAGUUUUGCCACACUUAUACCUCCUGCACUCCAUCAGACUCUGAUCCCAAAAAUCUUUGCCAUUGCUGAAGUAGAUCCAACAACUCGACCCUUUCAGCUGACAUUGGAAGAAUUUGAUCGUCUGUGUCAUGCUUACAACCUCCUGGUUGAGAAAGUGCCUGAAAUUGGAACAUAUGAAUAUAGAGCACCUAGAAAGGAAAGAAUCAGUGGAGAAGACCUGAAGCCACAGUUAGAGAAAUUGUUUUUCCUUUAA
Darwinula stevensoni is the source of this 1035-nucleotide messenger RNA. NCBI's taxonomy places the organism in Eukaryota, Metazoa, Arthropoda, Ostracoda, Podocopida, Darwinulidae. The record is from the annotation of a GenBank genome assembly.